AUGCCAAAGGUCCAGAAGUCAGACCCAGACCGUCCAUCAAGGACUGAUAGCUUCUUACGGAUGCUGGAGCUGGAGAAGAUGUACAAGAUGCAACGCAUCCAUGGUCAUGCCCCCCCGACGAUCGCAUCGCCAAGUACAACUCCUCCCUCCGCCCAGCCAAACAAUCCCUUUAAGGCUCGGCGUGCGAGCGGACAUCCUCCGCUUUCACACCAAACCCAGAUAAUGAAAGCCGUGCGGCGAAGCUCUGCCCUACCUUCGCUUUCGAUAUCUAUACCACCAGAGCCAACCGAAAACCCUGCCGUGGGCACGGAUGGAAUCUCCGGGGAAUUGCCAGCGAAGGAGGAGCGCACCAAGACGGUGACAUUCACGGGCCCCGAAGAAGAGGAGGACGAAGGUGAUUCUUCCGACCAGUCUUCCAUAUGCCAAUCGCCUAGUUGGGAGCAAUACGGACGCAAGAAAGCCAAGAAGCCCAAGAAGCGAGAAGCGGAGGAAAACAAGAAAAGUAAGGAAGACAAACCCGCGAACACUCUGAAGAAAAAGGGGAACAGACUGAGCAAGGUUCCGCCGCCGCACGUUCAAGGGGUUGAACCACUGACGGCGAGCCGCGCACAAUCUGCCCCUGAGUUAGAUGUUUAUCCCAAGUCUAAGACUGCGAACCUAGAUAUCCAAGAUUCCGCUCGGCCAGGCGCAAUGACCAAUCCAAGGCUUGAAAGCAAGCCUAAAAGCAAAGGCUUCUUAUCCGGCUUCAGGCUACAACAUGGAAACGUUGCCGCCGUUCAAAACAUCAUUGACAAUCAGCCACCAAACGGCAAUAGAGCCCAUAAAUCUUCCUCGGGAGUCGAUCCUAACUUCGUCAACCCUCGAAAGCCACCUUCGAUUCAGUCAGCUGUUUCGAAUUCUACUCGAUCUAUUUCCUCCCUAGAUCAGCUACCGCCAAGUGCUCGAAACUCUAGCUCAAGUCAUGGACGGUCUCAAUCAUUACUUACAUCCACCUUGAAUAAGUUGAAGGGACCAUCAUAUCUUUACUUUCGUCCUUCUGAAAAUGCCGAUAGCACUCGAUUCCAACGCCCUAGCAGUGCUCAAGAACAGGACAUGGAGUCUAGUUGGUUGAAAGAACAUCCGGCAGGACGGCCCGUGGAACGCCCCGCAGACCGACAGCCAGCGCGUCCCAAGGAACGGCCGACUGCUUCCGAUGAACGUAACCAACAGCUCCCCGAAUUUACGUUCCCACCAAAAGCCAAACGAGUCACUACUCAACUUACGCCCGAUAUGGCUGCUCGUGGUGUUCGAAACCAUAUUGAUUUUGAAGAGCCAAAAGAUAUGAGUGGCGACCAAGAAUCGCAGGAACCCACUUCAUUUCGAAACCGCCGAAGUCAAGCACCAAAUGCGCGCCUGCAAAAUCGAGAACAGGCUGUGGAAAAGGAGAGACAACCACGAGAGGACCGUGUUUCCCGGGCUUCGAAACAGAGAGCUGAGUUCUCAAAUGAUGGUGAAGAUCGGCCACCACAUGCUAGGCAGGCUAGACAUUCGAACCGGGAACUUGAGCACCAGCAUCGGACGAAUCGACGGGCAAACGGUUAUGUACAGCCGCAAGUAGAAUCCUGGGAGGAAUCCUCGCAUGAAAUGGAUCCACCAUCUUCUAGUCGACGGAGAUUUGCCAACUUUGACAGCGAAAAGCCCGCCCAGGCCGAGGCGAAUUUACGUACCGACGACGAGGACGAUCAGGGGUCCGUUGGCACCCAUGCAUCGACCAUCCGACCAGGGUCUCGGAAGCAAGGUCGUAGUUCUCCAUCAGGUUCAGAUGGGAGAAAACAUGUCACUUUCCCAUCUAGUCCAAACACGAUAGGGAGAGCUGUUACAUCUGACCCGGCCGAUGAAGCUUAUGAAAUUCCAGUAGAAAUGACAAAACCGCCGAAAAGAGAGAAGCCAGUUGAAGCAGAGGAGAUCGUACAUUCGCCCACCAAAAAACCAGCGCGAUUAGAUAAAUCGGCCGAUUAUUUCUCUUUCAUCAGUCAAUCAUAUGCUCCUCCAGCUCUGGAUCUGCGGUCGCCUAUGGAGGGUAAAUUCCCGUCACCACGGAUUGAGGAAGAGCCCGAAGAAGACGACGCUUUGGAACAUAUUUUAAGACACAUCCCAGUCAGGAGACAAGUCGAGGAAUUACCCACACCGCCUGAAAGCAUGAAUCAUGAUGUUGGAUCGCACUUAAAUGCUACUAGCAGGAUCUUAAAACAAAAGCCAGCCAAAAACUCACCAUCACUGUCAUCUCAUUAUUCGGAUAGCGACGUUCCCGCCUUCGAGCGCUUGGGUUUGUCGCCAAAAGCUGCCAGAAUCCUCGCAGGAACAGAUCUAUCCAGCGUGUCCACGUCUCAGUCAAAUACUGAUCCUAGUCGGACUAGCUCAGAGAGAUCUUCGUCUUCAACGUGCGAUGAUCCUCUUCCAUCGCCAUCCACAGCGUCAACGCCAGAUAGUUUGCGUCCACAAGCGUAUAAAGGACAUACACGAAGCCAUGCGGAUACCACGAGCAAUACCACGGCGCGACCAAGUAGCAAAGACGAUGAAAGGACUCCACAGAUGACCUACAAACCACCAGCUGUAGACUUGCCAUCAAAACAUAGCUCACGAUCUGCCAGCAGAGAUGCACUUGCUCAAGACGAUAACUGGAGCCGGACAGCACUGCCAAUGGAUCUUGAUAAUGAUAAUCUCGCCAAUUCAUCUGGAGACAAACAGAGUGGCCUAAGCUCGAGCCCGCAACUUGUUGCUACGCCAUCAUCGGUCACCUUCGCGGAGGACAUCAAAGAUAGCUCGGAGGAAGAGCGUAUUAAUAGGCAUCCGUAUCAGCAGUCUAUGCCACCCAGGGCCCAAUCCGCUCUCGACAUCCAUUCAGCAAACUUCUCGCCCGACACGAAGCAACAGGCGCUAUAUUCAAAGAAAGCAAAAGCCGGGGUUUCAUCAAUUAGUCUUCCUAACUCGCCGCCGGCAGAUUUAGUCGAUGGAGCCCCUCGAAAAUCCGCACUAAGAUCUCGCAAGAAUAGUUCCAACAGCGAAGAAUCUUCUACCGUAAUUUCUCCAGGGGCGGCGUAUCUCCAAGAAGCCCGGAAGAGCGUCCCGAUUCCUCCUGUCCCAACGUCCCGAGCCUUGCGGCCGCAUUAUGCGCAUAAAAACUCAUCCACCAAUAUCAAGGGCGCUGGAACUCCGGAGGGUCGGUCAGAUCCCUUAGCGAAAAUGCUGGUAGAGUGUUGCAACUGCAAAUUCUUCCAUGAUAUGCCUUCAAGAGUAUAUGAAUGUAUGGCCAAGCCUGACUCGCUCGUGGAGGAUAAAUUGCUCGGCGUUUCGGCUACUAUUACCACCAUGGUCAAGUGUCCGUGGUGUGCCCACGGUAUGACGACUCAAUGUUGCUCGGGCUACGCUGCUGUGGUUUACCUGAAGGAAAAGCUCCAUGGAAAAUAA
Messenger RNA from Annulohypoxylon truncatum, 3447 nucleotides. RefSeq lists its product as uncharacterized. The coding region runs from base 1 to 3447 and encodes 1148 amino acids. The transcript is spliced from 2 exons. The record is from RefSeq and is a predicted model, not a curated record. NCBI's taxonomy places the organism in Eukaryota, Fungi, Ascomycota, Sordariomycetes, Xylariales, Hypoxylaceae.